Molecule: messenger RNA, 1161 nt
Organism: Caenorhabditis bovis
Lineage: Eukaryota; Metazoa; Nematoda; Chromadorea; Rhabditida; Rhabditidae
Source: the annotation of a GenBank genome assembly
AUGUCUGAAUCUUAUGUUUUUUCUCUUGCGCCAAGAGAAUCUCAAGACUCUGAUGAUGAUUGGGACAGAUAUUCGGAAAAUCUGCGUCCAUCGAGAAGAGGCCGUAAAAUAGAAGCCUUAAAAAGGAAAUCUGAAGCUCCAACGGAAGCGAUGGCGAGAGAGAAACUGGAUAACAUUUUGAUGAAUACCGAAAAUGAGGAAUCUUCAAAUCACGACGAACUUCAAAAAAUAUUAGAAUUUUGCUCGUGGUUUGAGCAAAACUUUCCGGUUGGCCAGCAAAAGCUUUACUACGAAUUAUUAUGGAAAGUUGUGAGCAGUGAUGGCUUUAUUGAGAGGCACCAAGAAGAUCCUCGAAUGUUAAAAAUAUGGGAAAGAAUGGCAGAUAACAGUUGUGGGCAUGCGCAUGAAAUUUAUCAGUUCGCAGUUAGCAGAAAAUCGUGUUUUCGAAACGCCGCCUUGUAUGUCAGAUGGUCUCAAGAUGUGGAGCUGGCAGGCGCUUAUGUAGAAGCUAGAAGGGUUUUAAUUCUUGCAAAAACGAAUUGUGCGACACCUCUGGAGCUUAUAAAUGACGCGGAGGAUCAGUUGGAAAUGCGAGAAAUGCGGCGUCAUAUGGAACAAAAAGACUCGGAUUCGGACGGUGAUGAAGAAGAAACGAGAAAAGCGUUCACACAUCUUCCGGUGAUUGGCGAGCGUCAUGAAGUACCAAUUGUUCGAAUUCCGUCAAUUUGUGGGGAUAAUACCAAAAAAGCGAUGAGAUUUGACAAUCAAAAUGAGCAAAAGAUCGGUAUUUCCUCGGUAAACGAGGUUCAACCGUUUGAGGUUCUCUCUUAUGCGGAUGCUGAUGAUAUUGAAUAUUUGAAAAAUGUACACGAAUUAAGUGCUCACAUUGAAAGGCACGCUAUUAAAGAUGCUGCGGGAAGCUCGAAAAUUGCGAGCACGUCGGCUGCUGAUGAGAUCAAAAUCGUCCCAGUUCCUACAAUUUCAAGCUUUGAAGUUUGGACCAUUGAUAACGAUGGCAAGAAGUCGGGUCCCAAAGCGAGAAUGGCGAUCAAGCGAAUCUUCAAAGACAUCUCCUUCGAAGAGUACGCUGCUCAGCUGCCCAACCAUCCAGCGAUGGUCAAACAUAUCAUCGGUGUAAUCGACUUUGACGAAACUUUGUAG